Dama dama (fallow deer) is the source of this 2971-nucleotide messenger RNA. RefSeq names its product uroplakin 3B (gene UPK3B). Bases 800 to 1639 code for a protein of 279 amino acids. The transcript has 6 exons. The record is from RefSeq and is a predicted model, not a curated record. Lineage: Eukaryota; Metazoa; Chordata; Mammalia; Artiodactyla; Cervidae.
CCCACUCCAGUGUUCUUGCCUGGAGAAUUCUGUGGCCGGAGGAGCCUGGUGGGCUGUGGUCCAUGGGGUCGCAAAGAGUUGGACACGACUGAGCGACUAACCCACUGUAGGGAAUUCCCUGGUGGACCUGUGGUUAGGACUUAGCACUUCCACUGCCUGCGUUCAAUCCCUAGUCAGGGAACUAAAAUUCCUCAGGCUGAGUAGUGUGGCCAAAAAAAUUAAUGAAAAAUUAAAAAAAAAAAAACAUAUUAGUGAGAACCCAAAGGAGCGAUGUAAGCAGGGCCCUUGCCAGCUCUAGGAUCAAAGGAACUAAGGGAGGAUGUGGCCUUGUGAAGGGAGGGCAGGACCACUGGGCCCUGAGGAGCUAGAGCUGCCCUCUUCCUUUCCGGGGUGGGGAUGGAAGGCCAGAGGGAGGCUCCUGGUACACGGGGUGCAGGAAUCUCUGGCAUGUGGCCCUCCUCCCCACUCCUCCCCACUAAGGCUGGGGGUCUGGGUGGGACCCAAACUCAGACACGGGCCUCUGGGGUGACCUGGCCGGCAUCCCGGGAGUCCAGGGGCCUCUCAGCCCCGGCCUGCCCCUGCCCAGAGCCCUGCCCAGCCCCCUCCCCGGGGUGGGCUGGGAGGCGGAGUGGGGGUGCUUCUACAUUUUCAGGUCUUUCCAGCCCUUGGCCAGCGGGGCAGCCUGACUAACCAGCUCCUCCAGGCCCACAGUGUGUGGGGAGGGGAGCGGCCCGAGGCGGCCAAACUGGCCCCAGGCUGUGGGUGUGGAAGCAGGCCGGUGGGCGCGCUGCAGGCUGUCAUGGGGCUCCCCGCCAGGCAGCCUCGCCCCUGGCUGCUGCUCUUGGUGGUGCUGGGCUGGUCCCAGCCCUGCCUCAGCCUGGAGCUCAUCCCCUACACGCCACGGAUAACCACCUGGGACCUGGAAGGGAAGGUCACGGCCACCACGUUCUCCCUGGAGCAGCCGCGCUGUGUGCUGGACGGGCACUCCCGUGCCGCCGACAUCGUCUGGCUGGUGGUGGCCUUCAGCAACGCCUCUAGGGUCUUCCAGAACCCCCAGACACUGGCUGAGAUCCCAGCCUCCCCACGGCUGCUGACCGAUGGCCACUACAUGACGCUGCCCCUGACCAUGGACCAGCUGCCCUGUGAGGACCCUGCGGGCGGCAGCGGGCGCGCCCCCGUGCUUAGGGUGGGCAAUGACGCCGGCUGCCUUGCUGACCUCCAUCAGCCUCGCUACUGCAACGCCCCUCUCCCGGGCCCCGGACCUUACAGGGUGAAGUUCCUGCUGAUGAACUCCAGGGGCUCACCCCAGGCUGAGACGAGGUGGUCCGACCCCAUCACUCUCCACCAAGGGAAGUCCCCGGGCUCCAUCGACACAUGGCCCAGGCGGCGGAGUGGAGACAUGAUCGUCAUCACCUCCAUCCUGUCUUCUCUGGCCGGCCUCCUGCUCCUGGCCUUCCUGGCAGCCUCCAGCAUGCGCUUCUCCAGCCUGUGGUGGCCGGAGGAGGCCCCGGAGCAGCUGCGGAUCGGCUCCUUCAUGGGGAAGCGCUACAUGACCCACCACAUCCCGCCCAGCGAGGCGGCCACCCUGCCGGUGGGCUGCGAGCCCGGCCUGGAACGCUUCCCCAGCCUCAGCCCCUAGCUCAGCCCACCUGGCUGGGGAUGGGGCAGUGGGGGCCUGGGGGGUGAGUGCAAAUGUAUGUGCGCGCGUGUGUGUGUGUGUGUGUGUGUGUGUGUGUGUGUCCCGCAUUGCACCUCUGGCCCUGCCUGAAAUCCCACCGCUAGCAGCCCUGCCUUGGGCUUUCUCAUUUCCCCUGCCUCCAGGCUAUUGGGGGAGGGCUGUGGUCAGGCCGGGCAUCCAGCCCCCAAUGCAAUCUGCCUCAAGCGAGGCUGUAGGUCACGUGGACACACUGCCUGAAAGGAGGCUUCCAGACCCCAGGAGGAGGCCUUCAGUGGGGCUGAGCUGGGCUGAGCCCAUCAUGGGGUACAUGAGGCCUCCGUCUGUCCCUCUGUCCUGUCCACCGGCGGCCGGGGCUGCAGUGAGGCCUUAGAGGUACCUCCAUCGUCCCUGGACGUGGACCACCUUUCUGAGGGUGGCCCUCACUGGCUGAAAGGUCAGACAGUAUAGAUCGCUGUGACGAUCCGGCUACCACUUCUAACCUCCUUGCACAUGCAGAUAGCACACACACUCAUGCACUCACUUCCAUUCCACAAGCAUUUAUUGAGCGCCUGCUGCAUGCCAUACACACAGUGUUAGACAUGGGCCCCCACGCAGGCCCCGCUGCUGUUCUUGAGGCACUCACUGCUCUGGGCCUCAGAUGACCACGUGUCCUGAUGCGACCUGUUACUCUUGGGGGGGCUAUCACCCCCUCGGACUGUCACGCAUCCUCGGGCUCACACUCCUGAGACGAUCUUCCCCCGAUGGACUCUCCGGUCCAGUAGCCAGCCGCCCCAUCACCCAGGAGGAGCUACUUUAUCCAGCGUCCGUCCGCCAGCAAGGCCGAUGAUCCCCACCGUGGACACAAGGGGGCGCUGUGGCGCCGCAGCUGCCGAGUCCCGCGCGUGCGCACGUCUGUGCACAGCUGAGCGUCCCGCCGCUGGACCCGACGUCUCACAGCGGCCGCCACGCAGCUGGGUCUCUGGAGGUCACGGCUCCAGUUUCCACCUCAGCCAAGCCAGAGGAUGAGCAGUCACACUGUCAUUUGAGGAUCAACGGUGUGUCGUCCAACUACACAGCUGUCAUCGUUUUCUGGAUGGAAAAACAGGCUCAGUGGUUUGCCCACGAUCCACUGUCCCCGCACCCCGUGUCCCCCGGCCGCUCCCAGGCCCUUCUAAGCCUGACCGCGGCUCCAGCAUACAGGCCGCCCCGAGGAGGGCGCCAAGCGGGGAACUCUACCCCCGCUCCCCUGACUUUGGAGACGAAUAAAUGCAGUCUGGCUCCUCCAUCCCAGUGGUGCCCGCGCUGGAUCUGGAA